CGCUGUCUCAGGUCUCAGUCGGGCCGCGGCCUCCGCACGAGUAGACCGCACGCUACGCGCUCGCACGCCUCGCGCACGCGCCGUGCGACGAUCGCGAACCACCCAGCAAAACAUUACAAAAAUCGCACCACCCGCUUUACAGACGAAAAGUGACAGUGACGUUUCGGGGGGAACCGGUGACAGACGCGAAUGUUGUGAUCGAAAAUAUUUGUUUGUAAAAAAUUUCAGUGUUGUGAUAAAAACGGAGGAUUCGUGUGACGAUCGAUCGUGUUCAGUGCAGUGUGAUCGGAAGUAUGGAUGGUCUGUCGGGUGGUUAGCGCGAUGAUGCGCAAGACUGGCGCGGCCGGCGGGCCGGAGCUGGCGCUGGACGCCGCGGACUGCAUGAGCCUGCAGCAGAUCCUGCAGGCCUUCAACUCCACCAUCAGCGAGGAGCACGCCUGGGCGCUGUUCCACCAGGCGGCGCGCUGCUUCCAGAAGUGCCUGUCCGAGGGCGCCACCUGUUACGCGGCCACGGAGCCGCGCCACGUCGUGCUGCACAAGGACGGCAGCGUCCACCCGAGCACGCUGCUGCAUCCAGGAGAUGAUAGCAGCAGAGAAGAAGUAACUUCGGAGCAACAGGUACGUAAUGCAAACUUCUUCGUUUUUGAUGCUGGUGUUCAAGAUGUCAAUGUGAAAAAGAAGAAUAAGAUAAAGACUAAAAAUAUCGGUUUCGGAAACGUGAUCCUACAGAAUGCGAAAUGUAUUUUAUUGGACAUUGAACUCGACGCAUAA
Molecule: messenger RNA, 771 nt
Organism: Ostrinia furnacalis (Asian corn borer)
Lineage: Eukaryota; Metazoa; Arthropoda; Insecta; Lepidoptera; Crambidae
Exons: 2
Coding region: 298-771 (157 amino acids)
Biological process (GO): intracellular transport; establishment of meiotic spindle localization; actin filament network formation
Cellular component (GO): cytoplasmic vesicle membrane; cell cortex
Molecular function (GO): actin binding; microtubule binding
Source: RefSeq, a predicted model, not a curated record